GGCUCACACACAGAGCUCUCAGCUCGGCUCAGCAGCUCUGACCACCCGCAGAUGAUGCUUCAGUGCGACUUCACAUGAGAUUACUGCAGGACUGAGCAGAGUUGUGGCUCUGCAGCUGAUGGGCUUCUCUUCUUUCUAUCUUUAUCCCACUUUUAUUUGGACACUGGGAAGAAAUAAAUAGCUUAACACACACUGUUGGGAGGCAAAUUAAUGGCGCCGACACGGAGGGGAUUUCCCUAGGCUGCAUUUACACCAAUGGAUCUGCUCACAAGUUCUGAAUGGGCCAAAUUGUGUUUGGCACAUUAAUUUUCACACAUCUUUUUUGUGAAAUCAUUUUUGCAAGAACAUCAACACUUAAGAGCUUACAGUUUUUGGGGGGAUUUUCACUGGAAACAAAGGAUGUGCUCUAUAGUCGUGCUUCAUCAGUGGAGUCUGGCUGUGUUCUUGCUGUGCUCUCCGGUGACUCUCGAUGGGAGACCAGUUGAUGCACUUAGUAGCAGAACGAAGAGGUCAGUAGGCCACGCCCAGCUGAUGCAUGAUAAGGGACGCACCAUACACGAGUACACGCGCCGCAUGUGGCUACACGAGCUGCUGGAGGAGGUGCACACGGCUGAUGAUCGUGCUCCACCUGCGCAAAGCAGAACCUCAAGCCAAAGCUUCAGUGGAAACCACCAGAAGCCCUCGGGGGCCACCAAAGAUCUCUCUGACAGGUUCAGGCAGGACAGAGUGGGCCCUAACCUCCCUCAGGAGACCAACAAAGCUCAGGCUUAUAAGGAGUCACUUAAAGUUGCCACCAAGAGGAAAAAAAAGGUGAGGCUGGGCCGGCGUAGAGAAAACGAUAAGAAGAGGAGGCGAGCACGGUCUGUCCUAACAAAGGCGCCACCACGGAUGGCUAUCUAA
Molecule: messenger RNA, 900 nt
Organism: Pelmatolapia mariae (spotted tilapia)
Lineage: Eukaryota; Metazoa; Chordata; Actinopteri; Cichliformes; Cichlidae
Product: parathyroid hormone-related protein-like
Exons: 3
Coding region: 400-900 (166 amino acids)
Biological process (GO): bone mineralization
Cellular component (GO): extracellular region
Molecular function (GO): hormone activity
Source: RefSeq, a predicted model, not a curated record